CUCUGUUGCCUAGGGCAACCGCUCCCUCAGGCCUGAAUGUGGCGGCGGUUUCUGCGAAUGGACACCCUUGGGAGGAGGUCGGCAGGGCUGGUGGGGAGGUGACGCGGCUGAGCGCACUGGCUCGCGAGACGAGAUACGGGGAAAUCGGGCGUGCUCUGGAGAAUGGAUUCUGCAAGAAAAGCCAGCUGUCCCACGCGUGAUGUUUCUAGUGACUUCAGUGAUAUUUCCUUAGAAGAUGCAACAAUGGAAGAAAUCAGAAACUACCAGAUCAGUAGAAAUCUUACCAAAAUAGCACCAGAGCGUAGCAGAUUUCUAAAAAGAAACCAAACUCUAGGUGAAAAACACUUACACCUGAAAGAGAACACUGCGCUGGGGCGUGGACCCGGGCUUGCCUCAAGUAGACCGCCCACCACUGCAUCUGGGAUCCGAGCUAAUGCCGCACUCAUGAAGCUGGCCCAGCUAGAAACACGGAUCAUGAAUCGGAAGCUGCAGAGGAAUUUGUCUGGCACGGAGUCUGACUCAGUGGGCACUGAAGCCAGUCUUCCAAAGAGAGCUGACAACAUUCCCCCCGGGGGUAGAGUCGAACUGUGGUCCCAGAACACAGAAAAAACUUCCCAGAAACAAGCCCCUGAACUUCCUGUCACUGAAAAUAAUGCACAGAACGCGAAGGUCAGUAGGUUUCUAAAGAAAAAACAACCACCUGCUGAAAACGUAUCCCCUGAAGCACCUGUUGGGAAAGAGAGGACUUUGCAAACCUCCAGACAGAAGAAAGAACCUGCUAGAACAUUUGAUUCUCCAGACAGUGAUGAAGAGGAAAUGAAAGCAUUGCUAGGAAGCUUGAUGGACUCUUCUAGAGAAAAAAAAACAAAUCAAGGCUCCAGCAGCGCUGAAGUUAGCGAGGAAGAAGAAAUAAAACUGUUUUCGGUCCCAUCUGAACAGAGAGGAUUUACUGUACCCAGCGUGGAACUCUCCAGUGCAAAGCCUUCUCAGACAUCAUGCCUGCCAGCCUCCCUAGCAGCAGACGGGACCCUUCACAGCGCUCGCUCAAGAGCACAGUCCCCGCAGAGUCACGUUUCCGAUGACACCACCUCCCACACGCCGUCGGUUUCCAUCACAGGCGCCUUUUCGAAAUCAGUCUCUUUAAAGAUGGGGCACAUCAAGCUUGCGUCCUCCCCUGGAGGGAGUGAGGCUGAGCCUGUAGACGAGUCAGUUUCAGAAGGUGCUGAUGACAGCCUCGACGAGUUCAGAAUAAAUAUUUUAUCGCUUGACGAUCUGGCUCCCAUUGUCAGUGAGAACUCAGAUCUGGAACAGGAAGAGGAAAGCGCUCACAGGGAAAAAACAGCUGGCACAAUCUUCAGAGCCGAGGCAUCCGCUGGGCAGGAUGCCCCAAGGCCUGCCCAGGCGAGGAGCUGGGCAUUGCGGGGAAAGGCCGCCUCUGCAGAGGGGCAUGAGAGCGAGGUCUCAGAGCAUCUCAGUGCCUGCUCGGCUCCUGGCGUCCGGCCGGACAGCGCUUCCAGCAUGCAGCCACCGUCUGAAGCCCCCAUGGUGAACACAGUCAGCUCAGCCUAUUCUGAGGAUUUUGAAAACUCUCCAAGUCUGACGGCAUCUGAGCCAACUGCCCGUUCCAGGGAGUCUCUUGACAGAACACUGGACGUUCUGUCUGAAUCUUCUUCCAGUGCGAAGACAGACCUUCCACAAACAGCCGAGUCUAGGAAAACGCCAGGCAGGCACGUGACAAGAGUCCUUGUGAAGGACACAGCUGUGCAGACGCCCGAUCCCGCCUUCACCUACGAGUGGACCAAGGUGGCCGGCAUGGCAGCUAUGGGGCCUGCCCUGGGAGGCGCCUACGUGGACCCGACGCCCAUCGCCAGUCAUGUUAUCAGCGCGGACGCAGUAGAAGCCCUGACCGCCUACAGCCCGGCCGUGCUGGCGCUGCACGACAUGCUGAAGCAGCAGCUGGGCCUGACGCAGCAGUUCAUCCAGGCCAGCCGGCACCUGCACGCCUCCCUCCUGCACUCCCUGGACGCAGACUCCUUCCACUACCACACCCUGGAGGAAGCCAAAGAGUACAUUAGGCGCCACAGGCCUGCCCCGCUGACCAUGGAGGACGCCCUGGAGGAGGUGACCAAGGAGCUGUGAGCACAGAAGGUGGAACUCGAUGUGAUGUCUAAGGAAAGCAAAGCACCGCAGAGUCCCAGCGUUACCAGCAUGGCAGUUAAGAUAGGAUCUUACGGUGGAGUGGGGCUCCUGGACCGUGAUCGACGUCUCCUUCCUGGGGAGUAUGACUUGGACCGGGACCGCGACUGGGACCGGGAACGGCUUCUGGAGGAGCGCGACCUGCUCCGACUUCUGCAGGGAAGAGUGUCCACGUGUCAGCAGCAGCCAGGCGCUGUGGGGAGGCCGCAGGAAGAGGCCUUGGGCACUGUCCUCCCAAGGCAGCCUCUGCCUACCUGGAUCUGGAACGGGAGUAGGAGCGGGAGCAGGAGCGCGACCUUGACCUUGAGUACGAGCCUGACGACUUGGAGGAUCUUGAGUUGGAGCGGGAGGAAGAACGCCCUCGGCUCUUGGAUCUGCUCCGAGACCUUGAGGGUCCGCUGCAGGGAGAGGCCUGAUGAUCGGGUGCCCGGGUGGCCUGUCUCCCUGUGGCCUGGACCCAGCCCACCCUGGCCCUUAGGUUCCUGGAAGACCCCAGAUGCAGGGGGUCUGGUGUGGAUACGACGCCACAGCCACAGCAAUGGUAUUAAACAGUAUGGCUGAACUUGCUGCUGUGUUCAUUCAGGCACAGGCUGUGUGAGGACAGACGUGGUCAGCGUGUCUGGGGCCGCUGUCAGCCUACCCGUCGUCACAGGCUGUGGGCCCUGGCUGCCCGGCCACAGCAGGCGCCUGCAGCUUUACCUGUUCCUCUUCUCCUGGCCUUUCCUCCGCCGGGCCCGCAUUUUUGCUCGGAAGAACUCGUAGAGACCGUUCUGCUCCCAGCCUUCACUGCAAGACAUGGUAUCCCCUGUGUGACCACACAACACCCACGCACCGGGCACUCGUGAAAAAGUCAUCAGGAGUGAACCCACAGAACCCUUGAGAGUACGUGGCCCUGUGGCCGUGCGCCAGGCCCUCUCCCUUUUGCCUGCAGGACAUGCUCACACUGGGGACAGGGCUUCGACUACGGGCGCAGUGGACCUUGGCUCAGUGUUCCCAUGGGCCCGUCCUCCUGCAGCCCAGGGGCUCCUCUGGUGCCCACACCCUUGCCACCUGGCUGUUCUGCUGACGUGGGCACCCAUGGUCCGUGGCACUGGGGAACAGGAACACUGAUUCACAGGCAGACAUGCCUGCUGCUUCUCAGACGUGCCCUGUGCCACACCUGCCAUACUUUCUCCUGCUCAUGUAUCUCCAUUAAAAUGACCUUCACUGAGG
This is a messenger RNA of Sapajus apella (tufted capuchin), 3408 nucleotides long. It is a transcript of the gene CUNH19orf44, whose product is annotated as chromosome unknown C19orf44 homolog. The coding region runs from base 163 to 2139 and encodes 658 amino acids. The record is from RefSeq and is a predicted model, not a curated record. The transcript is spliced from 9 exons. NCBI's taxonomy places the organism in Eukaryota, Metazoa, Chordata, Mammalia, Primates, Cebidae.